Cucurbita maxima (winter squash) is the source of this 1074-nucleotide messenger RNA. RefSeq names its product GRF1-interacting factor 1-like. The record is from RefSeq and is a predicted model, not a curated record. NCBI's taxonomy places the organism in Eukaryota, Viridiplantae, Streptophyta, Magnoliopsida, Cucurbitales, Cucurbitaceae. The transcript is spliced from 5 exons. Gene Ontology annotation, cellular component: nucleus. Gene Ontology annotation, biological process: leaf development; cell population proliferation; positive regulation of transcription by RNA polymerase II. Gene Ontology annotation, molecular function: transcription coactivator activity. Bases 281 to 952 code for a protein of 223 amino acids.
AAAAAAAAAAGGUUUUGCUCUGUUCCUUGGAGAGGGAAACAAGCAGCAUCUUUGUAGAGAAGAACAGAGAAACCAGAAUUCUCCAAAACCAAAACCCAUUUUCUUCUGUGUGUGUGUGUGUGUGCGCGCGCGCGCAGAAGCUGCUACAGCUCCCCUGUGUCACUAUCACCUUCCAAACCCUUCUCUAUUUCAAACCAGGGAAGAACAGAGAACUUUUCUUAAAGCAAAGGGCAUCUUGAAUCAGCCGUUUCUGUGAAAACCCAUCAUUCCUAUUACUCAAAUGCAGCAGCACCUGAUGCAGAUGCAGCCCAUGAUGGCUGCCUAUUAUCCUAACAACGUCACUACUGAUCACAUUCAACAGUAUCUGGAUGAGAACAAGUCACUGAUAUUGAAGAUUGUUGAGAGCCAAAACUCUGGAAAACUGAAUGAAUGUGCAGAGAAUCAAGCAAGGCUACAGAGGAACCUCAUGUACUUGGCUGCCAUUGCUGAUUCUCAACCACAACCAACUGCCAUGCAUGCCCAGUACUCUUCCAGUGGCAUAAUCCAACCAGGAGGACAUUACAUUCAGCACCAACAAGCUCAGCAGAUGACGCCGCAAUCACUGAUGGCUGCUCGGUCGUCCAUGUUGUACACCCAGCAGCCAUAUUCAACGCUGCAGCAGCAACAAGCUUUGCAUAGCCAACUCGGGAUGAGCUCGGGAGGAGGCAUAGGAUUCAACAUGCUGCAAAACGACGCAGCCAAUGCAGGAGGAGGCAACGGAGGAGGACUUGGAGGAGGAGGAGGAGGAGGAGGAGGCUUUCCAGACUUUGGCCACGGCGGUAGCCUAGGCGGUGGGAGCAAGCAAGAAAUGGGAGGCACGGGGUCGGGGGAGGGACGAGGAGGGAGCUCCGGGAGCCAUGGCGGUGACGGAGGUGAGACGCUGUACUUGAAAUCAGCUGAUGAUGGGAACUGAAAGCAUGGAUGAAAAGUAGGUAGAAUAGAAGUUAGCUUUAUGUGUAAACAAUGGUGUGAGGAUUCAAACCUCAUAAAACUUAAAACUUCGGUAUCCUCUUCUUACAAUAUUCUCACAAAUGU